AUAAAAUCGAUAUGUACACAGAGACUGAAUGAGUGACAGAACUGUUCUUCUUAUUGGUAUACAUGGUUUCCAAUAUUACGAGUCAGUAAACCAGUCACUGGCAUUAACAUUUCGUUUUUAAAUUUGAAUUUGUUUUUUUUUUCGUUUCAAAUUUCUCCUUCAUACUUUUUUUCGUGUAUUAAAUGAGUUUGGAAAAUGUGCAACCAAAAAAUUCGUUUGUUCAACACAAAAUUUUGAAUUGACAAUCGAAGUGUAUAAAACGCCAACAUUUACAGUGAAGCGCUCAACUUGUACGAGAGUAUGUUUAUAAUUCUUCAAACAAAACCAUCCAAUCGGUAUGAAAAGACGGUAAAACUGCGAACAAAUGGUUGAUAUAAAAGAUACUUCAAUUCUGUCGACGGGAUUUAGUGAAAAAAUUGAAUCAGUCUCUGACGUGUCUGACAACAAUUACAUCGAUGAUGAUCCAAUGGAUAAUUUAGCUUAUUCAGACAGUGAAUCUACUUCAAUUGCAAUGCCCGACGAGGAUUUUUGUGAUGCACUCGACCAAAUGGCUGAUGUAAAUUCGGCGUCAAAAGAAAGUGUUCAAAUUGUUGAGAGUCCGACUACGCCUGCAGAGCCAAACGAAAUAUCAACCAAGGAGGAAAAAAUAAAAGAAAAUGCUGAGAUUGCGAGUGACAAGUCGAUUGAGAAUGCUGAAAGUGUUUCAAAAUUGGAAACGUGCGAAAAAUCGUGUGAAAAUGAUGUUGCUGAAAAAUCGCCAGCAACAGUGGAAACAUUGAAUGGGACCAGCGAAGAUGAGCCAGCUCUCGGUAAAAUCAACAGUGGUGAGCCAGAGAACAAAAGUGUUGAUCCAAUCGAAGUGAAACCGGUCAAUGAAAAAAUAGCCGAGACAAAUGACACCGUCGAAGGUGAAAACACCGAUUCAAAUCAGUUGGAGUUGUGCAAUGGUGAUCUCCAAGAAGCAAUGCUAGACAACACGAGUAACAUUGAUGUGCCUACUCCCAAUGAAGACGCGGACGGCGUCGAAGGUGAUUUUGAUUUUGAUCAAAUAUACGACGAUCUGCAGGAGAAAAACAAGUCUGGUGAAUGUAACGGACAAAUUGAUUUGAAAUCACCGCCAGAUAAUGAAUCGAAAGCAACGUCCGAUGAAAAGAUGGAAAUAGAGGAAACAGAGGAAACAAAGAAACCGACUGAAACGAGCACUGCCAAUUGCGUUAAUGAUAUCGAUGAAGAUGCACUGUUGAAAUCGCCGACUAUGCAAGAAAAAGGUGAUGAAGACUCGGAUCUGGCAAAAUAUUCGGAAUCUGUACUUUUGAAAGAGGAUAGUAAAGAGGAAAUCGCAUCCGCCGAAAUCGAAGAAAGUAUUACAAUUCUGGAUUCAACCGAUGAGCUAAUGGACACAUCGGAUAUUGAAAAAGCCGCCGGCGACGGUGAAAGUGGAGUGAAAGAGAAUAAAAGUGAAGAUGCACCAAAUGAAAAUGAGCAAUCAAUGGAUGCAUUCGAUCAACUCAAAGUGUUAGACACUGUCAAUGGAACGAGUUCAAAUGAAGCGGCGGAUCAAGUAGGCGAUGCGCUUGAAAAUGUGAUCGAAAAAAGUACAAAUGAAACGGUGCAUUCGGACAAUGACAACCAAGACAGCGUUAAACCGACUGAAACUACUGAUUCACCAACGCUGGUAGCUGAAGGUAGCAGUGAUUCGCUGGAGAAUAAAGAGAGCAAAGAGAAUAAUUUGCUUGAGGCAAUGCCAGGCUCACCAGUUAGUGCAGACAAUGGUGAAUCUUCGUCGUCAUUAAUUCGCGACGAUGACUCGGCAAACGAAAAUGAAUUUUGCGAUGAUGAAGUCAUCGAUUUAAAAGACGAAAACUCGACAGACGCUAGAGAUGGUUUCAGUGACGAUAAAAAUGCCGAAGAACCAAGUGUAUCAAAUGCCAGCAAAACUGGAUCGAAUGAUGUUAGCCAAUCGAAUGAGAAUUCAGUGAUAUUGACAGAUCAAAUGGAUUCAAUCGAAAGUAAACCAGAAGUGGUGAAGGAAGUGAAUGACAAAUCGAAUGAAAGUUUGGUUGCCAUCAGUUUGGAUGACGAUGAUGACUUGGUGAUUGAAGAAUCGACGUCGGAAACGAAUAAAACAUCGACCGAAGAUGAUCAACCGCCAGCUAAACGUGCGCGCUUGGAAAUUACAGAAUUUGAAGAAUCCUUCAGCAAAUCGUUUGAAAAUGAAAAACCAACGUGUGAAGAGAAGGUCGGCGAUGGUGGUGAUGUAGCUGAAGCAGAGAAAACGGAGAAAUCAGAGAGUGAUAAACCAGAGAAAACAGACGUCGAAGAAGAUGAUGAUAUUGUAAUCAUUGAAUCAAACGAAGCGAAAGCAUCGAGUCCCAGUGUUAAUUCGAAUAAAAGACCUGCUAGUCCAGAACCGAUCGAUAUCGGGGAUGAUUCACGCAAAAAGCAUAAAUUUGAUGUUUUGGAAGUGAUUCCCACGCUCAAGGAACCUAAAAUUAAAGAAACCGAUGACGAGCCACUCGAAAAACCCAAAUCUGACACUUCGGAAGUAAUUCCGCAGGCCGAGGAAACUAAAAUUGAAGAAACUAUAAAAUCCGGCGAAGACAUCAAAAAACCGAUCGAUGAAAAGCGCGAUGACGUUAAGCCAACAAUAGAAACGAAAAUCGAACUAAAACCGAAGCCCGAAGAGAGUGUCAAGCGAACAAUUGCAUUGGAUUUCGCAGAAAAAUUCAAAAAAGGACUCAAUCAAAUGAGCCGCAAAAAUCUCGAGGAAUUUGUUUUGGAGAAAAUUAUCGAAGCCAUCGUUCACAAAUCCGAUUACAGCGAACUGAAACAAAAAUCAGAAGCACAGGAGAAAAUGAUUCAGGCGUCACGCACAAAACUGCAAGAAAUCAGCAAGCAAUAUCGUGAUUUGGAAAUGGUUUAUGCACGGCUCAAGAAAGAUCUCGAGAGUAAGAAUCAAAAUAUUGUAACGCCGAUUAAAAUAACACGGGCGGUGGGUCUGCAGGUGUGUCUUCAAAAGGCAUCCAACAAAGAAGCGUCGACUGCACCGGCAGCACCAUCGAAAACGGUGCAAAAAAACUUUGUUACUACUUCCCAUAUCGUUACCCGACCAGCUACCGUUGUCACAUCAGCUCAGCCCAAGAUUACACCGGUUCAAAAGCAAAUAACACAAGUCCUACGGCCACCCGUAAGAACGAUAGCAGCAAGGCAAGUUACGCCAGAACAACGUGUUGUCACAACAGUACAACGAAGGAUAAUUCAACCAAGCAACGUUCAACCACAUAUCGUUCAAGUUUCGCCUCAACGAAAAAUCGUACCAGUAUCAAGCAACCGUGUGACGAUCAUUCCAGCUCAAGACCAGAAUCAGCGUGCACCGCAGAUGAUCGUAAAGAAAAUCAAUCCAAACGGCCGCAUCGUUGUUGUCAAUCAAAAUGUUGCCUCAACAACACAACCAAUUGCAACAAUCAACAAAGUUUCGCCAAAUGUUGUGACAACAACAGCAAACCAACGGGGUGGACCGAGUGGUUUCAUUCAAGUGCGUCAGAAUUUGAUGGCAAACAACAGUGGUUGUAUCGAUCUAACGGAUGAAGAUGAUCCAAAGCCACAACAGAGACAACAAGGCAAUCCACCAGCUUUAGUUGCACUCAAUUCGCGGGGUCGACAACAAAUCGUUCAUACACAACCAGUUCAGCGGCAAUUGGUUGCGACUCAGCAAACCAUUCGAAAUGCGGCCGUUGUGGCUCAAAGUCGAAAACUGCCAGUGUUAGCACCAAAAGCAAAUGCAAGUGCCCCAGUGGUUCAACAGUCAUCAGUGACCAUAAAUAGAGUUGCCGCAGCACCGAGUCCUACUCAAAAUCAAGUACAAGCACAAGCACAAGCACAACAACAGCAGCAAGCGCAACAACAACUGCAGCGCAAACAGCCCCCUGCAAGACAUCGCCAUCCGGCUCCACUGCCAUAUCCCUACAAUCCACCCGGUGAUCCGAACUGGAAACGAAUUCCACCGCGGCCGAUCAUUCGCAUCAACAACAAUUCGUCUGGCAUCGUCAUUUCAUGGAAUAUGGAACAGACCAAGGACCAUGCUGAAAUAGUUAGCUAUCAAAUUUAUGCGUAUCAAGAGACUUCAAAUCCGCCAUCAACCGACACAUGGCGGCAUGUGGGUGAUGUAAAAGCGAUGCUGUUGCCAAUGGCCGUAACACUCACACAAUUUCAAGAGGGCCAAAAGUAUCAUUUCGCUGUACGUGCCGUUGAUGAGCAUGGUCGAUCUGGAUUAUUCAGCGUCCCACGGACAUACUAAACACAAUCCACCACACACCAAAUAGAGUUAUUAAGAAACUGUCGUAAUUUUAAUAAGUUGACACGCAAAUCAUACUUUCAUUUUUUUUAAGUGUCUCUCAUUCGUAUUUGCCAAGUAAAUGAAAAUUCAUUUUCGAAUUGAUAAAAUAAUUUAUAAUACAUUUAAUGGCUUGGAAUUGUGAUUGCAUCACUAACAUCAUUUAGAUCAGAGUAGAUAAUACCAUUGUAAAUCAUCACAAUAAGAAUAAAUGAAUUAUCAAAGUGAAAUAUGAAGAAAGAAAAAAACGAAACAUUUAUGUGUGUGUCUUGUGUCGAAUUGAGUCGAGUUGGUGGAUUAAAGCAAGAGUAAGGAGCAAUAGCAGCGCGACUAGUGUACAAAAGAAUAAGUCGUACCUAAUGGGUCGUACAAAACAAUUUGUAUUGAGUUGCACAUGAGUUUCGCUGAUAUAUUAAACGAGCAUAAAAUAUAAUUGUGCUCGGCCAAAUGAAUUUA
Sitodiplosis mosellana (orange wheat blossom midge) is the source of this 4789-nucleotide messenger RNA. RefSeq names its product activating transcription factor 7-interacting protein 1 (gene wde). The transcript has 8 exons. Bases 365 to 4297 code for a protein of 1310 amino acids. Gene Ontology annotation, biological process: regulation of DNA-templated transcription. Gene Ontology annotation, cellular component: transcription regulator complex; nucleus. The record is from RefSeq and is a predicted model, not a curated record. Gene Ontology annotation, molecular function: protein binding; transcription coregulator activity. Lineage: Eukaryota; Metazoa; Arthropoda; Insecta; Diptera; Cecidomyiidae.